Cataglyphis hispanica is the source of this 3940-nucleotide messenger RNA. RefSeq lists its product as uncharacterized. The transcript has 5 exons. Gene Ontology annotation, cellular component: endomembrane system. Bases 1333 to 2490 code for a protein of 385 amino acids. The record is from RefSeq and is a predicted model, not a curated record. NCBI's taxonomy places the organism in Eukaryota, Metazoa, Arthropoda, Insecta, Hymenoptera, Formicidae. Gene Ontology annotation, molecular function: ubiquitin protein ligase activity.
UUUCUCUCUCUAUUUACACCUUCUUCACCUAUUCUAUCUUUCCUCCUAUUUUUAUCUUUGUAUAUCUUUCCUUUAUAUACUCUUGAAUUUUAUUUCUACUUUCUUUGUUCGGUCUAUUUAUCGUUUUCUAUAACGAUCAUCGUAUUUCUCCUUUCUUGCGCUAGCCUCAUAUCCCCUAGCUCUCUCGUUUUCUGUCACAUGCAUAUACGCACUCACACACUUUACCCUGUCUUGUUGCUCCGCUGAUACAAAGACCGACAGGACGGUCAGUAUCGUACCAGUUAGCAUUCAUUUUGGACGUGUGAGAUCUAAGAAACGACAGCGGCAUAUUCAUUCCACAGUGAGAUCCUGAAGAGACGCAUCCCUUGAAAGUGAACUCGGAUUUUAAUAACUACUGAGGAUUUCAAAGGAUUGCGAGGGAAUUUCUUCGAUUGUCUCGGUUGUGAAGAAUUGAAUAAGCUUUCUCCGUCAUAGUUUGAUAAUUUUCAUGAAUCAAAUAUCAAACUCGUCGAGCAAACAUGUUUACAAUCAACCGUUGACAUUACGAGAAUUUUGUUUCGUCUGGACCAAGAUAUUGUUAAUCAUAAAAUGCGAUUUCCAAAUUUUGCGCCACAUUGCCUUUGCAGUUUUUAGUGGCUAACAUGUGAUCAUCGAAUCAUCUGACAUCGCGUGUUUGUCAACAUGGCUGCAAAUGUUGCACGAAAAUCUCAAAAGAAGCAAUAAACGAGAAAAUUUGAUUUAUAAAUAAUAUAACAGUUAAUGUUUCAAAAAUGGAUUAUAUAUGCAUAAAAGAAAUUUGUCAUAAAUAUUCAUGAAAUUGCAGAAAAUUACUGUAAUUAAGUUUGAGAUAUUCGACAAUAAUUUUGUAAUUUAUAAUCGAGCAACUUAUUUAUGAAAAAGGUGGACAGAUUUCCGUGUAUCGAGGAUAAAUCAGUCGGAAAAAGAUAAACUGUUUGAUUAUCGUCUUGGUUGCCCGCAGAUGUCGAAAAAUAUAUGGCCUCUAACUCGAGGAGCAAACGCCACAUAUACCAGACUUUGAAUAAACAUACAGAGAGAAAGAAACAGGAUGGUCGGUGUAAAUCGCUAAUGCAAAACGGAAACUGCUUGCUUUUCUCUUCCAAAAGAGAGAGAAAGAGAUAGAGGAAAAAAUAAAUCUUUACGAAGAUCUUUGUCAAAAAAAUUUUUCCCAGUCAGAAAUAGUCUGAAGCUUCUGAUAGAGAAGCGAGUAGAGAUGCAGAAGACAUAAAGAUCUACGUAGAACUUGCCAAAGCACAUCGCGCGAACAAUUUUUGGCUGCACUGAGUGACUUGAGCUCUCAAUGACGAUUUGAAGAUGGGGAUGAUAGCGCGAGUAAGGCGUCGCGUUCGCGCAAACUCGCUGACAGUUGACAAGGAAAAGACAGCGCAAAGUGUCUGUCUUCUAAGCGCAGUUCUUCUUCUGCCCUAUUGUCCGCGCGGUCCAUUGCCGCUUUUACCAUCGCCUGCGCCAGUCUUGUAUUCAGCUCUCGUAUUGCCAGUGGUCCUAAGCGCGAAUUACAGGUACCCGGUCCCAACCCUGAAGACUCUCGCCGAAGCGGUCAAAGGCGGUGCCAAGAGAGCCUGGCAUCCUUUGAACUGUUUCCUCAGACGGUUGUAUGGGCCAGUGGAUCGUGCGGAGAAUCUCUUCCUGAAAAUGCGAAAUUUCUCUGUGAUGGCGAAUCAGAUAGUGUUCUUGAUGCUGGCCGAUAAGGUGCUACUGCCGCAACAGAGACUGACUUGCCUAUACACGCUCAUGUUCUACAACGUGAUAGCCUACUGCGUUAGCUACAUCAAGGAACUAAUUCAGAAGGAGGACUGGUCGCCGUAUGUCACCUUGACUGAGCGGUCCAAGAUAAAGCAUCUUGCCAUGUCGGCCACCAAAAUCGUGCUCGAGUGGACCAAAGCAGUUACAUUCGUCGUCACGUUGACCUUCAUGCUCCUCGUGUUCGGAUUGGAACAAGGUCUCGACCAUUACAAACCCUCGUUGAUCUAUUCGGUGAUUACAUGGAUUUAUUACUCGGCAACGGAGAAGGUCUUCGUGGAGAUGUUCCCGACGAUUCUGGGCUUCUUACAGUUAGAAGCGUUGGAGAACAUCGAGAAUCUUUAUGCGCCUGUAAUACUUCGUUGUUUCACAAUUGCAAUGUCGGCGAUCUUCAGCAUUCUGUUAUUGCCAUCAGCUUCUUGGAAGUUCCUGAUGGUUGCCGUAUAUCUCAACAUAUAUCUAAGGUGGAAGGAACUAAUGCAGAAUUCAGGCGCGGUGCUGCGGCGAGAACGCGAAGUGUUGAAUCGGUACCGGAAGGCAACCAUUGAGGAGAUCGAAAGAUUCGACGAUGUGUGCGCAGUAUGCCUAUGCGGGAUGACGAAGGCCAGAGUGACGCCCUGCCAUCAUCUCUUUCACGCGGACUGUUUGCGACAAUGCCUCAAGACGAGUGACAAAUGUCCCAUGUGCAAACGCGAGCUCAAGUUCGACUAAAAGACGAGAUGGAAUAUUCUUUUGAUCGUCUCCAAAGAUUUAUAAGGUUUUCGAAACAUAUCGAAGAUGAUGAAGAAAGAACGUCUCAAACAUUUAGGAUGACGCUUUUAUGUUUAAAAGAUUUAGAGACGCCCUUUAUAUGUUUGAGUAUAAAAGAUUUACGACGUCGUUGGUGCCCAAAGGAUUUACGACAUUCUUUACUUUACGGUAUCUAAAAGAAUUGGGAGAAAUUCUUUUAGACACAACUUAUAUUGGCCGGGAAAGGAAUCAGUGAAAGGAAGAAGCUUGUGAUAUUAUAGAGAAUGGAUAAUAUUCGCAACGCUUGGAAUGCAUGUUCCUUUAGAGAUUACUGUGAUAUAGAUCAGCACCGGAUAGUUUAGAAUUAUACACUGGACAUACAUUUUAUUAUCAUGUCGAUCAAUUCGUGGCUGAGCUGACACUCGUAAUUCGUAAUUUUAAUGUAACUGGCGAAUGGAAAUACGCUUACUUUGUAUUACUAUUUUUCGUUAAUGUAGUAGCGUUAGUAUGUCGAUCGAAAAAAAAUUGUGAACUACGUCGUUUAUACGUAUAUUUAUAAAAUACUCUUUCUGUGUUGUAAAGUAUACUAUACUCUACCUUGCCGAAAAUGUUUGAUUAAAAAAAAAAGUAAUCGGAAUCGAUCAGGAUUUCUGCACUGAAAAUACGGUAUUAAAAUUAUUGAAAAUAGUCAAAUAUAUGAUUUAGGCGGAUUAUUUUGGAUUAUAUAUCCAUCCAAUUAUCGGAUUGGAAAUAAUCCGCGAAAGCGAUAUUAAAAUCGAUUAUAAUUCGUUCGGAAUUAAAAUCGAUUACUUUUUAAUCUGGGCGCGGAUUAAAACCGAUUAAAAUGGAUUAUGUUUUAAUUGACUUUAAUCGAACAUUUUCGGCAGGGUAUCGUCUCCAUUUUUCUUAUUUUAUGAAUUUAAACAGCUUUGUCAAAAAAUUAUUUUGUAAGAUUGUUGAUAGAAUUAAAAUGAUGGAAUUUAAAAUGCUGCAUAGUUUUGCACUUGCUACAAUUUGAUUUUUAAAAUUCAUGAUAAAAUAAACUUGUAAAUCAUAUGACGUAUGCAAUUAAGAUUAAAUAAUAUUAAAUUUCUCUAUAAAAUAAUUUACAAAUUAUAUCUCAUAUUUGAGAUAAAAUAUAGUCUAAUAAAAAUCCAUCCCUUCAAAAUUUAUAAUAAAUUAAAUAAAUCUUUAUUCUAUUAAAGUUUUCAAUAUAUUAAAAUAUGCGUUUUUUUAAAAAUAAUUUGUUACGUAUUUGAGCAAUCGAUCUUUAGGAGAAAAAAAAAGAAUAUUUUUCCUUUCUUCUCAUAUUAGAUCUAUCUUAUAUUUGCUAUUGCUUCCUAUAUUUUAUUAAGCUUAUAUAACAUUCUUAAAUGUGUGAAUCCAUAUUUCAAUGGAUGAUCUGAAAAUAUAUGCUUUAUUUACAUACAAA